Molecule: messenger RNA, 2703 nt
Organism: Ostreococcus tauri
Lineage: Eukaryota; Viridiplantae; Chlorophyta; Mamiellophyceae; Mamiellales; Bathycoccaceae
Product: Tetratricopeptide-like helical
Exons: 1
Coding region: 1-2703 (900 amino acids)
Molecular function (GO): protein binding
Source: RefSeq, a predicted model, not a curated record
AUGAAUGACGGUGAGAAGGGGGCGGUGAAGACGUCGAGGAUGAGUCUGAAGGAAUUGAUCGCUCGGGGGGGCGAGUUGGCGCCGAGGGGGGGAGGGGGGUUCACGAAUGAGAGCGAGUACUUUCACACGUAUAGGGCGUUGGUGCGGUGUCGGCGCUUGCACGACGCGGUGGAUCUGUUGAGGCACAUGCGAGGAGCCGGGGUGAGGAAUCUCGGUGCGAGAGUGUCGCACAGAGAUUUCUUCAGGGCCUGUCGAAGCUUAAAGGUGGUGUCGGUUGGGUUUGAGUUCUUGGAGGUCAUCGAGAGCACCGAUAUCCGCCCGUACAACAUGCUCGUGCACGCGUGCGCCCAGGCUGGGGACAUCAAGGCGGCGUUGUUGGCGAGCAAGACGAUGUGGAACGCGGGAUUUAGACCAGAUCUUCACGCGUACACUACCCUGAUCUCCGCGUGCUCCAAGGGUGGAGACGUCGAACGAGCGUUUGAGGUGUUUGAGGAAAUGAAAAAAACGGGGCUUGAGCCCAACGCGCAGACGUACGCGUCUCUCAUCGACGCCAUCAAGCGAGAGAUCUCGGUGACCGUCGCGGGAUCAAAAAAGCGAAGAAUAGAUGACGACAGUGUGCGCGCUUCCUUAGACAGAUGCUUCGAGGUGUACGAAGACAUGAAGAAGAACUCUGUGAAGGCGGAUAUCGCGAUGAUGAACAGCUUGCUCAACGCGUGCUCACGCGUUGCUGCGGCGCCGAACCUUCGCAAGAUCUCCUGCGAGAGAGCAGAAGCAGUUCGCGCAGACAUUGUCGCGCAGGGUCUCAAGUUAGAUUCAUACGCGUACGCGUCCCUCAUCUGCUGCGCCGUGGCGAGCGAAAACUAUAUCAAGGCUUUCGAGUUGUACGAUGACAUGCUCGACAGCGGCGUCUCCGCCACAGCCGAGGUGUACACGGUGAUGAUCCGAGCCUACGGUAUCUUGGGAGAGGUCCAAAAGACGAAGGAUCUCUGGGAAAAGAUGCUGGAGAGCGGCGUGAAGCCCGACCAGAUGGCCUACGCGACGAUGAUGCGCAUCGCGCUCUUGGAUAACGACGAGGACUUUGCGGAUGACUUGAUGGCUUCCAUGAGGAUGAAUCGAGUUCGCCCAGGCGCUGAGCUGUACGUCAUCCUCACUGGUGUUGCCGCGCGACAAGGCGACGCUACUAAGAUUGAAGAGAUCUUGUUGACGGCGAAAAAGCGAGGCAUCACCCCUCCGAUUGAGUGCUACAACUCUCUCGUCGCCGCGCACGCGCGCGCAGAUCGGCCAGAUCUGGCCAUCAAGGCGGUGGAGAAACUCGAAAAGGCUGGGUUUGAACCCGAUGCAAUCACGUACGAAGGUUUGAUCUUUGCUCACGCGUGGUCGAGAGACUACGAGGAGGCGAAGAGAAUCUUUGAGAGACUCGUCGAGACGGGCAUGCGCCCGACGUUCCCCACCAUGAACUGUCUCGUGGCUUGCGAGGCGCGAAGAGGACACUUCGACGAGGUGCAGAGCAUCAUCGACAUGAUGCAUGAGUAUGGCUACGAGGACGAUGAAAUGACUUUGCGCGAGCUUCUCGUAGGAUACGCUCGUGCGGGAGACAUUGAAUCGGCUUGGAGGGUGUACAAGGAGUCGCGCGCUGUCGGCAAGGUGAACUCCGAGCGCGCGCUCAACACCAUACUCGGCCAGACGUUAGUGCACAUUAGAAGCCUCACGAAGUUGAAUCGCGGGAGUCAAAGUCGCGCAGAACUCGGUUCGUACGACGAGGGAGGGAAUUACGUCGCCCAAGAGUGGGCUGAACGAGCCGUGUCUGCGUUCCAUGAGGCCACCGUGGCUGGCAUCGUACCCCGCGUUGAGACCUUCUCCACGAUGCUGGCGUGCUUGCGUCCGCCGUCGACGAAUGAACAGAAUGCGUCCGAUUACAGCGAGGUCGCGCGCGCCGUGAGCCACGAGAUGAGUUCGCACGAAGACGCCGCCAGAUAUUAUCCAUCACAAGCGCUCAUCAUGUACGAGGAGGCUCAAAGCUUGGGCAUCGUUGCUCCGUUCAGUCGUACCGAAGAUUUCGUCUACGAUAUUCGAGAGUUCCCGCCCGCAGCCGCUGAAGUCAUGUUACUCACAUGGUUGCGAGUCGUUCGCCGUCUAACUGAUGCAAACGGCAUCGAUACGGAGAUUCCAACGUUGACCAUUCGAGUGCGGGACGACACCGAGGUCUUGAGAAUGCUCAAGGAGGAACACGUCGAAAAGAACGAUCGUGCGCUUGCUCGUUUGUGCCAAACGGGAGAACGCGUACUCGUCUUGCUUCGGCGUUUACGCUUCAACUACGGCGGUGGCUUAGAGCAGGGAUCAAUAGAGUUGAGUGGCAACGCCGUCAGUCGUUGGUUGAGAGGUUACGCUCCACAAGAAGAACCAAGGGCAAACCUGUUCGGAGAGAACUCUCUCUCCGGGGGUGUAAGGAGCCAAGCCAUGCGCAUUCGCUCGAACACGUAUGGUGAAUCAAAUGACGACGAUGUAUGGACGCCAUCAAAGAUGAGAACUCCCUCUUUCAACAUCUACGACUACUACGGCGAUGACAAGGAUGAUGACGACUUCGGCGCAAAGCCGUACUUCCCGAAGAACUGGGUGCAGAGCACCUCCAACGACGUAUCAAGCUACGACGAAGAUGACGACGACAUCAAGGAUCUCGAGCGAAUCCUAGAAGAUCGCAAAUAA